GGAAGCCAGUAGUCUGCUAAAUUAAUAGGUUCCGAAAGGUUCCUAUCCAUGAAGUCACAAGGUGGUGAUUCUGUUACAGAAGAGGGCUAGAAUUAGCUCAAGAUAAGCCCGGGGCUGACUCUCAGUAGUCUGUCCCUCGUCUGCUGCCGUAGCGCGUCGCCUCGUUGCCUUGGGAGACGACCCGCGACCUGGGAGUGAACGAAUCCGUUUCCCGCCGGCGGGAGCUGCGGCUGUGUCUGAGCAAGGGGCUCGGAGCUGCACCACCAUGGCGGAACAGCUGUAUCUGGAAAACAUAGACGAGUUCGUCACGGACCAGAACAAGAUCGUCACCUACAAAUGGCUAAGCUAUACGCUAGGAGUUCAUGUUAACCAGGCAAAACAGAUGCUCUAUGAAUAUGUUGAAAGGAAACGGAAGGAAAAUUCGGGAGCUCAGCUGCAUGUUACCUACUUGGUGUCUGGCAGCCUUAUGCAGAACGGACAUUCUUGCCACAAGGUUGCAGUAGUGAGAGAAGAUAAAUUGGAAGCAGUGAAGUCCAAGCUCGCUGUGACGGCCAGCAUCCAUGUGUACAGCAUCCAGAAAGCUAUGCUGAAGGACAGUGGGCCUCUGUUCAACACCGACUAUGACAUCCUUAAAAGCAAUUUGCAGAACUGCAGCAGGUUUAGUGCCAUACAGUGUGCAGCGGCCGUCCCCAGAGCUCCUGCAGAAUCCUCAUCUUCCAGAAAGUUUGAGCAGUCAAGUCUUCAGGCAGCAAGUGAGACACAAGCCAAUGAACUGACCACCAAUGGCCAUGGCCCACCUGCCUCCAAACAGGUGUCCCAGCAGCCCAAAGGAAUCAUGGGAAUGUUCCUCUCUAAAGCUGCUACUAAAACCCAAGACACCAACAAGGAGACGAAAGCAGAGGCUAAAGAGGUAACAAAUACAUCUUCAACUGGGGGCAAAGCACCAGGAAAAGGAAAUAUGAUGAGCAACUUUUUUGGAAAAGCAGCUAUGAAUAAACUUAAAGUCAGUUUGGAUCCAGAGCAAGAUGUGAAAGAAGAAAAAACAGUGGAGCAGCCUCCGGUGUCUGUCACUGAAACAAAGCUGGCAGCUCCCACAGCUCUGAAGAAAUCCAGCAGGAAGGCAGAGCCUGUGAAGAUGCAGCAGAAGGAAAAGAAAUGGGGGAAGCGAGUAGACUUAUCUGAUGAGGAAGCCAAGGAAACGGAAAACCUGAAGAAAAAGAGGAGGAGAAGAAUCAAGCUUCCUCAGUCUGAUAGCAGUGAAGAUGAAGUCUUCCCAGACUCUCCUGAAAUGUAUGAAGCAAAUUCACCAUCUCCACCUCCUCCUGCAUCUCCACCUCCUGAAUCUGUGCCAAAACCUGAGUCUCCUCCCGUCAAGAGUUCAAGUGGAGAAAACAAAAGAAAACGAAAGCGUGUACUGAAAUCUAAAACCUUUGUGGAUGAAGAGGGCUGCAUAGUAACUGAAAAAGUCUACGAGACUGAAUCAUGCACGGACAGUGAAGAGGAGGGAAAGAUGAAGGUGGCGCCGGCACACAGACCCCCUGCCGCUGCUGUGAAAAAGGAAACCAAAGAGGAGCCGCGAAAGGGCCCCAAGAAAGGGACCGCAGCUCUGGGCAAAGCCAACAGACAAGUGUCCAUUACUGGCUUCUUCCAGAAGAAGUAAAUGCUGUCCCUGGCAGGACUUGGGGUGGUCAACGGAGAAGACCAGCAAGUAUAGACUGUCACUUACUGUGUAAGUUUGCCUAGCUCCUUGCCUCAUCUGUAUCAAAAUGCUGCACUGCCAUCACGUGACACUUGGACUAUUUCUAGGGUUUUGUUUUUUUUUUUCUAACCAAAAGGGAGUCACCUAGAAGCAGGAGGCAAAAGAUAUUUUAAAAGCUGUUACAUUGUAAUGAGUUUAUAAAGCACAAUUUCUGACC
Microtus oregoni (creeping vole) is the source of this 1916-nucleotide messenger RNA. Its product is annotated as DNA polymerase delta subunit 3-like. Gene Ontology annotation, cellular component: nucleus; delta DNA polymerase complex. Gene Ontology annotation, biological process: DNA strand elongation involved in DNA replication; nucleotide-excision repair, DNA gap filling; DNA synthesis involved in UV-damage excision repair. The transcript is spliced from 13 exons. Gene Ontology annotation, molecular function: DNA-directed DNA polymerase activity. The coding region runs from base 266 to 1660 and encodes 464 amino acids. The record is from RefSeq and is a predicted model, not a curated record. NCBI's taxonomy places the organism in Eukaryota, Metazoa, Chordata, Mammalia, Rodentia, Cricetidae.